UGAACGUGUUCUCGAUAGCUUAAUCUAAAGACACCUCGUUCUAUCCAUCCACAGUUCCUUUCUUCCCUCCAAAACCCGACAUUCGCCAUGGCCAUGGCCGUGGCCUCGACCUCCUCCUCUCUGGCCGCCCUGAACCAUCCCCAUUUUCUGCCCUCCACCCCCCUUCUCCAUUCCAAACCUUUCAAGCCUCUCAAGCCCGUGAGACCACCUUCCUGCGCCCUCGCCGACGCCGACACCGCGGCCGCGGCCGCUCCCCGCACGAGCCAGGCGGAGCUCCGGCCGGACACCAAGAACGCGCACGCGCUCUCCUCCGAGAUCCGCCGCCUCGUGCACGCGGGGCGCCUUCGGUCCGCGCUCUCCCUCCUCGACCACCUAUCCCACCGCGGCGUCCCCGCGAGCCCCUCCGCCUUCACCGCUCUCCUCUCCGCCUGCCGCUCCCUGGCGCACGCCCGACAGAUCCACGCCCACCUCCGCGUCCACGGCCUUGACUCCAACGAGUUUCUCCUGGCCAGGCUCGUUGAGCUCUACCUUACUGUCGGCGCCGCCGAUGACGCCCGCCAGCUGCUCGACGGUUUGUCCCGGCCCAGUGCCUUCUCCUGGAACGCGUUGCUCCACGGGCAUGUGCGCCGGGGCCGCGGAGAGGCAUCGGAUGCUGUCGCAGAUGGGUUUGCAGAGAUGCGUGCUGCCGGGGCCUAUGCGAAUGAGUACACGUACGGGUGUGUCCUCAAGUCGAUCUCUGGGAGCGCCAGACCGUCGAUGGUCAUGGCCACAGCCACACACGCGAUGCUGAUCAAGAACGCGUUUGCGGGUGCGCCAGGUAUGCUGAUGACUGGACUCAUGGACGUGUACUUCCGGUGUAAGAAGGUGAAGCUAGCGAUGAUGGUGUUUGAGGAAAUGCCGGAGAGGGAUGUGGUUGCAUGGGGGGCAGUGAUUUCUGGGUUUUCACACAAGGGGUUGAAGAGGGAGGCGCUGGAGCAUUUCCGUUGGAUGGUAAACGACGGGGUCAAGGUGAAUUCAGUGGUGCUCACCUCGAUUGUGCCAGUUAUUGGCGAUUUACGUGCACGGAACUUGGGUAGGGAGAUUCAUGGGUUGGUGCUGAAGAAGUUUCGAGAUCGUAAAGACGUGGCAAAGGUCCAUGCAGGGCUGAUAGAUAUGUACUGCAAGUGCGGUGAUAUGAUCUCUGGGAGGCGACUGUUCUAUAACACCAAGAAGAGGAAUGCUGUCUCAUGGACAGCUUUAAUAUCUGGGUAUGCAUCCAAUGGGAAGCCAGAUCAGGCUCUGAGGUGCAUAGUUUGGAUGCAACAAGAAGGAGUCAGACCAGAUCUUAUUGCGGUGGCAACUGUCCUCCCAGUAUGCACAAAAUUGAAAGCAUUGAAGGAGGGAAAGGAGCUCCAUGCAUACGCUUUGAGGAGGUGGUUCCUGCCAAAUGUCUCAUUAUGCACUUCACUGAUCACCAUGUACAGCACAUGCUGUCAUUUGGAGUACUCUCGCAGGGUGUUUCAUGUUAUGGACAAGAAGACGGUACGCGCUUGGACGGCAUUGGUUGAUGCCUACCUAAAGAAUGGAGACCCUUCAACUGCUGUUGAAUUGUUUAGAUUGAUGCUUCUGUCCAACCGACGACCUGAUGCUGUUGCCAUCACCAGGAUAUUGAGUGCCUUCUCUGACAUUGGAGCUUUACGACUCGGCAAGGAAGUGCACUGUCAGGUGUUGAAAUUGCGGAUGGAACCUCUCCCGUUAGUUGCCGCAGAACUUGUUAAAAUGUAUGGCAGGUGUGAGGACCUCAAGGCAGCACAGAGGGUGUUCAAUCGAACUGAGUCCAAGGGAUCCCUGACUUGCACUGCAAUAAUAGAAGCUUAUGCAAUCAACCAUCGACAUAAGGAAGCACUGGAUCUCUUUGCAUGGAUGCUGUCAAACAGAUUUGUCCCGAAGAAUGUCACCUUCAAUGUGGUUCUGAGAAUCUGUGAGGCAGCCGAAUUUCAUGACGAAGCUCUUGAAAUUUUCAACUCCAUGGUGAAAGAGUACAACCUGGAAGCAUCUGAAGAGAAUUAUGACUGCAUCAUCCGCAUUCUUACUGCUGCUGACCGGACUUCUGAAGCACAGCGUUUUGCUGAUCUCAAAGCUGCUCUGUUUAGUUAACCAGCUCCAUUUUUGGAUUUUGAACACCAGUAAUUUUGUAAAUGUGCUCUCUUCCUACCUUCUACUGAUAUUUACUGUAAGAUUUGUCAAAAUGAUACUGAUAUUUCUUUUUUGUAGUCAAAAGGCCUGGAGCUUCACUAAUAAUUAGCUUAAUAAGGUUUACUAUUUCAGAACUCGGAGAAAACAAAUAUUCCCUGUGGCAACAAGUAAUGUCAUCUGUCCCUAGGUCAAUAAUUCAAUAUUAAUCUCUAUCA
Molecule: messenger RNA, 2390 nt
Organism: Brachypodium distachyon (stiff brome)
Lineage: Eukaryota; Viridiplantae; Streptophyta; Magnoliopsida; Poales; Poaceae
Product: pentatricopeptide repeat-containing protein At1g71460, chloroplastic
Exons: 1
Biological process (GO): RNA modification
Molecular function (GO): protein binding; RNA binding
Source: RefSeq, a predicted model, not a curated record